AUGGAGGCUGUGGGAAGCCCAGCAAUGACUUAUCUGUUCUGUCCUGAACAUGCCACCAACUGUAAUGACACAAGUUGCCUGAUGCCAGUCGACAACUUCAACCAGCUUUUGAACUUAGCUUUAAGCACUGUGCUGACAACCCUCUUGGCCUUGGUCAUGUUUUCCAUGGGUUGCACUGUUGAAGCGAAGAAACUCUGGGGCCAUAUUAAGAAACCAUGGGGUAUCUGUGUGGGCUUUCUUUGUCAGUUUGGUAUAAUGCCCCUUACAGCCUUUGCACUGUCAACAGCCUUCAACGUUCACCCUGUUCAAGCGGUUGCUAUAUUAAUAAUGGGCUGUUGUCCUGGUGGAACUGGUUCUAACAUUAUGUCCUAUUGGAUGGAUGGAGACAUGGAUCUUAGUAUCAGCAUGACAACAUGCUCCACAGUACUGGGAAUGGGAAUGAUGCCUCUUUGCCUCUUCCUCUACACAAGAACUUGGGUUGACUCAGACAUCAUUCAGAUCCCUUAUGACAGCAUAGGUAUUACCCUGGCAAGCCUCAUAAUUCCUGUUGCUGCUGGAGUUUAUGUGAACCACAGGUGGCCAAAAAAGGCCAAAAUAAUACUGAAGAUUGGCUCUAUUACUGGAAUUUUCCUCAUAGUCGGUAUAGCCGUGACUGGUGGCUUACUGUAUAGAGGAUCCUGGGCAACCGCUGCUUCCCUGUGGAUCAUUGGGACAAUCUAUCCAGCUAUCGGUUAUGGACUAGGAUUUGCUUUAGCUCGUAUUGCUGGUCUGCCUUGGUUUAGAUGCCGUACUGUAGCUUUGGAAACUGGUGCACAGAACACUCAGCUCUGCACGACCAUCGUUCAGAUCUCCUUCUCACCUGAGCAGCUCGUGCUCAUGUUCACCUUCCCGCUCAUCUACAGCAUUUUUCAAAUAUUGUUUGCAGCUAUAAUGAUUGGAGCUUAUCAAUUGUACAAAUGGCAUGGCAAGAGAACCAGAGGCGACUGCAAUAAACAAGAUGAUGAAGAAAACGACAUAUCCUUUGCUUAUACAAAUGGAGGAUUAGAAGCAGAUGAAAAACUACCUAAAGGGGACUCCCACACAGAUGGGAAAUUACUCAAUGGCAUCUUGAAAAGAGGGCCCCCAACUGAAGAAAAGUCAUCAACCUCUAGCUUGGACACAAAUACCAACCUGUAAGGCUGUUGCUUAUUAUGUCCCUUGAUACCAUACGUGUUGCCAUAGGUCAUUAUGGAUCUGCCCUUACAGAUACUACUGCGGAAGUUCUGUUUCAAAAGAACAAUUUACGCACCUUUAUCAUGACCUCACCCUGGU
Messenger RNA from Hypanus sabinus (Atlantic stingray), 1311 nucleotides. RefSeq names its product solute carrier family 10 member 2 (gene slc10a2). Bases 1 to 1176 code for a protein of 391 amino acids. Gene Ontology annotation, molecular function: bile acid:sodium symporter activity. NCBI's taxonomy places the organism in Eukaryota, Metazoa, Chordata, Chondrichthyes, Myliobatiformes, Dasyatidae. The record is from RefSeq and is a predicted model, not a curated record. Gene Ontology annotation, cellular component: apical plasma membrane. Gene Ontology annotation, biological process: bile acid and bile salt transport. The transcript is spliced from 6 exons.